CAUCGGCUGGUGUUGGUCCACUGUUUUAUCAAGUCAAAUCAGGACAUAAUGGAAACGUUGCUGCAACAGUUGACCCGCGGUGAUGCUCUGCUCCUCAUCAUUAUUUUGGGAGUUAGUGGAAGCUUUCAACAAGGCUACCAAACCACUGAACUGAGUUCUCCAUCACCGUACAUACAGCGCUUCAUCAACAGCACCUUGUAUGAAAGACAUGGAGAGAUUCCGUCUCCAAAGACAGUCACCAUGAUCUGGUCCCUUAUUGUUUCUCUGUAUGCGCUUGGAGGACUUUGUGGUGCUAUCAGUGUCAAAUAUAUUACAGGCACACUGGGAAGAAAAAGGGCAAUGAUCUGCAGCAGCUGUGUUGGACUUGUUGCAGCAGCAUUCGUGCUGUCAAGUAAAUAUGCCAAAUCAUUUGAAAUGAUUAUCGUGGCACGGAUUGUGUACGGCUUCACUGCAGGUUUGUCAACCAGCACCCAUUCAAUGUACCUGGGAGAGAUUUCACCCAGGAAGUUAAGAGGCAUAGUGACUCUGUCCUACUCCACCUUCCAGUCACUUGGAAAACUGUCAGGGCAGUUAUUUGGACUCAGUGAGAUCCUUGGUCGUGAGGAGCUGUGGAACUUCCUCCUCUGUGUCCCCACAUUUUUCUCAGUGAUUCAGAUUGUAGUCCUGCCUUUUCUUCCUGAAUCUCCAAGAUACUUAUUCAUAGAGAAAGGUGAAGAUGAGGCUUGCAAAAAAGCUCUGCAGCGUCUGUGGGGUAAAGGUGACUAUAAAAUGGAAAUGGAAGAGAUGUUGGCGGAGCAGGCCGCCAUCAAUGCAGCAAAACCAAAAACCCCUCUGCAGCUCCUGAAGGAUCGCUCUGUCCGAUGGCAACUUAUCACCAUGGUCACCAUCUACGUCUGCAACCUGAUGUCAGGCAUGACUGCCGUUAGUGUCUUCUCUUUCGACAUCUUCCUGCAGGCAGGUAUACCAAAAGACAUGAUCCGCUACGUCACCUUGGGUCUUGGACUGACUGAAAUCUUAACCUUCGUAUCCUGUGGCAUGCUGAUUGAGCGCACAGGGAGGAGAGUGAUGUUCUGGAUGGGUUAUGGUCUAAUGGCCGUCUGCUGGGUGUUUGCCACGGUCACACUCACUCUGAAGGAUUCCAACUAUUGGGUUCCAUACAUUACUCCUUGUUUGAUCUUCCUCUUCAUCAUCUUCUUUUGUGGAGGACCAUCGGGAUCUACACCUACUCUCAUAAACGAGAUCUUCAUCCAGUCUGAUCGACUAGCAGCAUUUGUCUUGACGGGGAUCCAGCGCUGGUUGCUAGUUGCUCUUAUUGGUCUUGUAUUUCCAUUUAUUGUUUCUGGCCUGGACUCAUACUGCUUUGUGAUGUUUGGCUGUUUUGCCCUGAUGGGUUCUGCUUUUACCUUCUUCUUCCUGCCUGAGACUAAAGGGAAGACCCUCCUGGAGAUAUCCAAAGAGUUCAGAUCUAUCAAUGUCUGUGGGAAAUCCAUCUCAGAGGACAUCGUAAUGGACACCAAGUUAUAAAAGAGUCCAGAUACAGUAGCUGUUUAAAACCAACAGAGGUUUAAUGGACGACUUUUUGAGACCACAUGGACAGAGUUUAUGCUUUUUUUUUUUUUUUUUUUAACUGAUUACAAAACACUGUAAGUUACAGGGGGGGGGGGGGCUACAGUUAAAGAAGACGACCCUGAUAAGAAAAAAUAACUACAGCGUUAUAUUCCUUCCCAUUGUCCAUAUAUAGGUAUCACUUUUGAUGCCAAUGAAGGUUAUUCUCUUUUUUUUGGGUUGCUAAGUGCUUUACUGCACUCACAUUUUUAUGAGGAGUACUGGUGGUUUAGCAGGAUGGACUCACAUGUACUAAAAUGAGAUCAGACCGAAAACCAAAAAAAAACAGAGCAGUGCGGUUUACAACACACAGUGGAGGAGAGUUCAGUCUCCAGACUUCACCGUAUGCUCAGAAUGUAAUUACUCACGAAAAAUCUUUACGAAAAAUAGUUGUUAAAUGUUCUUUUAAUGUUGAACAUGUUAAACAUAGCAAACAGGUGAACCAGUGCUAAACCACUGUAACAAUGCAGACAUUUGAGGAAGACCUGCAGCUGCAUAUAGUUUGUCAGUGAGAGGGUCAUAGUUUCGUUCCUGUAGCUCUUCAAGAAUAAAUCAUCCAUUGCUCCCUU
This is a messenger RNA of Notolabrus celidotus (New Zealand spotty), 2174 nucleotides long. It is a transcript of the gene slc2a9l1, whose product is annotated as solute carrier family 2 member 9, like 1. Gene Ontology annotation, cellular component: membrane. Gene Ontology annotation, biological process: monosaccharide transmembrane transport. The transcript has 13 exons. NCBI's taxonomy places the organism in Eukaryota, Metazoa, Chordata, Actinopteri, Labriformes, Labridae. The annotation marks the transcript as partial. The record is from RefSeq and is a predicted model, not a curated record. Gene Ontology annotation, molecular function: hexose transmembrane transporter activity.